Messenger RNA from Strongylus vulgaris, 1366 nucleotides. The record is from the annotation of a GenBank genome assembly. NCBI's taxonomy places the organism in Eukaryota, Metazoa, Nematoda, Chromadorea, Rhabditida, Strongylidae.
AACGGUUUUGGACAUGGUGCAAAGUUGGUUUUGUUCUAUUCGAUGAACGAUAAAUUGGCAAUUAUGCUCGCUUAAAACAUUCUUUAUUUAGUCCGAUUUUUUGACCCCGAUCGAUGCCGAUUAUCUGAAGAGCUUUAAGCAGAACCUUCUAGAUAAGUACAGUGCUGAAGAGCUUAAGGAGUACUACGUUAAUGAGCCGUGGAAGUAUCGCAAACGCCAACGAGCACGCCUUGCUUCCGGUGAUACAGCUAGUAUACGCACAAGAAGAAAGUCUAGCAUUGACGGUCCUUACGCUGAAAAGAAGCAAGAGCAGAGGAGAGAAAAAGAGGAGAAGAGGGCCUCACUAACAUCUGCAUCGCGCCUUCCUCGCGUACCUGACACUAAAUUAGCUCCGCUUAUCAGCGAUGUUGUUUCUGCGGCUAAUCGAGAAUCCUUGCGAAAGGAAGAUUUUACGACACCACCAUCUCGUCGACUAUCGUUACGUAUGCAUUCUCGAGAUGAUGGUGAAGAGGAAAGAAAAAUCUCCAUUAAAAGUGAGCCAUCCGAUUUAUGCAUACAUGAAACUAGCGAUGGAAUGUCCGUCGAUGUAGCACACCAUUCCAAUGGUUUCUCAUCGCGAUCUCCAAUGAGUUCUCGAUUGUGCUCGCCAAGGAUCAAGAAGGAGUCGAAAGAAGAGGACUGGGACCUACCUGGGCCCAGUAGUUCCCACUGCAAUCUCUCUAAUGGAAGAUGCAAUGGAGAAGUAAAGAGCAGGUUGAGGCGCAAUGGAGAGUCAAAACGUGAGAAUGGCGUUCAUCCCAGUUUAUCCUCCAAGAUUCUCUCUCCUUCGUCGUCUGCCAUAUCCAGUGUUUCCGAAGAAAGUGAAAUUGAACGGCACUAUCGAGAAAUUGGUAGCCGUAUUGUCAAAAUGCUUGUGGAAAGAGGUUUAAUCCCUUCUUCAACUGAACACGUGUAUCGUGAAAUUGCGACGAGCUCUGUUGAACAUGAUCUGGUUGUUAGUCAUGAAGGAAAGGAAGACGAUGAUGAGUCAGAUUUGGAUGAAGUAUCGGAGGAGCUUCUCCGAUGCCAAAUGGAGUUGCAAGAGUUGGAGCCACGUUUGCGAGGCGUUAUAUCCCAUUGUUGGAGCAAGGUUCGUGGAGACUUCGCUUAUUGGGAGACAGCCAAGCAACUGGAUGACGCCGAUACUGACUUGUUCCGACUUGGAGUCAACAUGUACCGUGAUCUUCCAGUCCGCCGUGUACCGACGAGUACUGAGCUGCCUACGUUACGUACAGCUUUACGGAGGCGUAAUCAUAAGGCACGGCAGCAUUAUGGCUGCAUGUAUAAAAGGUUACGAAAAUAUCGCAAAAAUACCACUAGUAAGUAG